AUGUUACAUAAAUUUGGACCAAUUUUUAGAGUAAAAAGAUUUAGAAGGGCUCAAAGGUUACACAGAGAAAGGAUUAAUCGUGAAAGAAAUUUACAAAGACAAAGACUUUAUGAUAGAUUAUAUCCAAGAAGAAUAAUUCAAAAUGGGAAUAUUUUCAUUGACAGUUUUAAUUCUAUAAAUACACUUACAAAGUCUGGUCAUGAGUUAUUAGAAAUUUCACAAUCACCUUUUCAACAAAUUAUUAAAAAAAUAUUUGUUGUAUUCUUUCAAGAUUAUUUUAGCCUUCCAGUCAAUAUUAAACAAAGUGAUUUGGAAUUAGUUUUAAAUAAUAAAGUAAAUCAACCAAAAUAUCAAUUUCAAGUGAAAAUUUUAACAUUCAAAAAUAGAUCAGAAGAUGAAUACCCACCACAUAUGCAAAUAGUUGUAAAUGGUAAAAAUGUCAUUGAUCAAAUUUAUAAAAUUAAAAAAGAUAAUAUUGAAAAUGGAAUCACUGUUUUUUAUUAUAAUCCAAUAGAUGUAUCUCAAAACAUACAAAAUAAAAAUACAUUUACAAUUAAUACUCAUGAAACUAUUGGAGUAUUAAUGCUGCAAAUUGUUAAAAUUAAUGGUUUUAUUUCAACAUUAAACUUGGCUAAUCUUUAA
Molecule: messenger RNA, 642 nt
Organism: Dictyostelium discoideum AX4
Lineage: Eukaryota; Evosea; Eumycetozoa; Dictyosteliales; Dictyosteliaceae
Exons: 1
Coding region: 1-642 (213 amino acids)
Source: RefSeq, a predicted model, not a curated record